GGUACUGCCCUGCUCCAUCGUCACAGUGACCGAACAAGUGAAGAAAUCAUGAUUCAUCAGUGAGUGAAGGCCUAAAAUCGAAGCUCACAUUGUUUUAUUUCAGAAUAUUUAAUUCCUCGCUUGGAUGUCCACCUUGGUGUGACUAGAAUAGCAGGCAUCCCAGUUAGAUACUGUAAUUACUAAGUAGUUAGAGUUAACCGGUGGCCCAUUUUGGGGCUUUAACGUAAGCUAGCUAAACCGACCAAGCUCAGUUCAACUUGUAAACACUGUUGUGAAAGAUGGCUGACAACGGAGCGCACCCGAUCGAAGAGGACCCAGCCGCGGCUUUCCUGGCCCAACAGGAGAGCGAGAUAGCGGGCAUCGAGAACGACGGUGACGGUUUUGGGGUGCUGGAGGGAGCGGACGGCCAGCUGCCGUCGGCUAACUAUGGCGAUUUCGGGGACGAGACCACCACAGUGAACGGGGACAUAUUUCAGGAGUCCAACGGUCCGACAGACAACUAUGCAGCCAUCGCCCAGGUGGACAUUCAGCGGCAAGAACCGGAGAGUUUACGCAAGUGGAGGGAGGAGCAGAAGACGCGCCUGGAGGCAUUAGAUUCGGCUUCCAAGUCGGCAGAGACUGAGUGGAGAGAGAAAGCCAAGAAGGAGCUGGAGGACUGGCAUGUGCACCAGAACGAGCAGAUGGAGAAGAACAAGGCCAACAAUAGGAUUGCUGACAAGGCUUUCUACAAACAGCCCAACUCUGAUGUUAUAGGCUUUGUAGCAUCAGAAGAGGCUUUCCUGGCAGAGAGCGAUGGCGACAGUCCGGGUACUGAAUGGGAGAGAGUAGCUCGCCUCUGCGACUUCAAUCCAAAAACCAACAAACAAGCGAAGGAUGUUUCACGAAUGCGCUCUGUCCUCAUCUCUCUCAAACAAACACCUUUAGCUCGUUAGAAAAGGUCACAGGGAGGAAUUCUGUUCUAGUAACGUUGCCUUCCUCAGUUUUUAACCUCAUGUCACAUCAAAGUUUGUAAGCCCUUUUCCAUAAGAAAAACCUCUGGUGUGUUUAGAACUUUUCAGAACUUCUCGCCUUUCUUGAUGCCUAUUAUAUUGAAACUAUAUACUUAACCUCACUCUUGUCAGAAGACGGAUCGGUCUGCUCUUGAACCAUCCUUUAGCUGGUCAGUUAUACCACUGCUAUACUGAAGAAUAUAUUGUUACUGUAAGUUAAACAUUUUGUUUUCCCUUUAACUUAUAAAUUGUUACUAGGUCAACUUUACUGCAUGCCUCUGCCGGUGUCCUAGAUGCACUUUUAGAUUUCAAAUUAGCAUAUUGGUCAAUGACAAAUACUUACUUAAUACUCACUAUUAAGGAUUGUAACCAUCUAUGCCUCUUAUCGGUCUAAAUUCUAAACAAAUUUUACAUUCAUGCUUGUUGUAUUAUAUUUUUUGUUACUAUAUUUGAAGUAGCUAGUAGACCUUCCUUACAUCAGCUUGUGGCCUUUUUGAUCUAGCUCUUACUCCAGUUGGACUAUUUUAGAAAGAAGUAAUUCCUCUUCUAUUUGGCAAGAUAUCCGCAAAAAAAUAAACAAACACAACCAAAGAUUUCUGAUACCGUCUCAAGUUACAAGUUUACCUGAUUGACUUGUUUGAUUUGACAUUUCACCAGAGCAUUCUCCAAGUUUUAUGUACUGUGUUGCACUGAUGUUUCAGUUUUUAUAACAAUAAGGUGUCCAUUUCAGAUUAAUAAUUAUGUGCACAUUGUUUCACAUGUUGCCUAUUCGAGACUAAUAAGUGAAUGUUCAGAGGGAAGUGGAAAAUAAAAACUGAGUAUGAUCAUCAAGA
Messenger RNA from Betta splendens (Siamese fighting fish), 1822 nucleotides. It is a transcript of the gene cltb, whose product is annotated as clathrin, light chain B. The record is from RefSeq and is a predicted model, not a curated record. Gene Ontology annotation, biological process: intracellular protein transport; clathrin-dependent endocytosis; clathrin coat assembly. The coding region runs from base 279 to 932 and encodes 217 amino acids. Gene Ontology annotation, cellular component: postsynaptic endocytic zone cytoplasmic component; synaptic vesicle membrane; plasma membrane. Gene Ontology annotation, molecular function: structural molecule activity; clathrin heavy chain binding. NCBI's taxonomy places the organism in Eukaryota, Metazoa, Chordata, Actinopteri, Anabantiformes, Osphronemidae. The transcript has 6 exons.